AUGCGAGCAAAGAGGAUUUCAAAAGGCAGCAGCACGAUUGACCACAUUCACAGUGUUUCGAAAGUAUCGCGAGAGUACAAGAUGCCUCCCUGUCUCACCUUCAUCAACUUGAAGAAGGCCUUCGACUCAGUUGAGACGGAAGCGGUCAUGGAAGUCUUGGACAACCGAGGCGUCCCUAUUCAGUACAUAAAGAGAGAGGUGGGACACGGUGAUCCAACCUCACCUAGAAUAUUCGCAGCCUCGAGAAAGCUGGAAUGGAACGACAUGAUGGGUAUUGUAUGCCUCAUUCACGCUCAACGGAACGAGCAUAUCCGAGUGCACCAGCUACGUUUGUCUGUGUCGGGAAAUAAACAUGAAGAACGACCUGACCCCCGAGCUGGACAGGAGGAAACUAGUGACUUGGAGCGUAAGAGCAUUGAGGAUGUAAUGAAGAAAAACAUCCUGCUCCGUGCUCACCUCCUUAACACAGCACUUUCUGCUUUGACCUAUGCUCCAGAAACGUGGGCACUUCGCAACCAGGAAGAAAAUGCGCUCACUACAGGAAUACCGGAAGGAAGAUCCACUGGGCGGCUCUGGCACGGAAAAAUGGAAGAAUUACUGGCGCUCUCUCGACCAGUUCGAAGAUCAACGGGAAUCAAGGGCGCGGCCAGCUCUUUCUACUUUUCCGUUUGUUUUCAUGAGAGGAUGGAGAGAUUCGCAACAUUCGAAAUGAGGAGAGAAACAAUUCUGGAGUUUUCGGGUAUAGUUGCUACAGUGAUGCUCUUCUGUGCCCGCUCUUUCCGCCCAGUCCUGCUACCACACACGGUUAGACCAAGUACAACCCCUGUGGUCGAAGAGAAAAGGAGGCAUGGAAUUCACCAUCAACCGAAGCCCGAAUUAGCAGGUCUAAAAGACGACGAAUGUAGAAAGAAGUUCCACCAACGGAAAAGGAAGAGAGAGGGUGACGCCGACUCUUUCACCAAAUGUAUUGGAUGCUGCAAAGGAAACGCUUCAGGUGUUACCCGCACUACUGGUGAUUUCUGCCCGCAGAAGCGUCUUAGAAAGAAGUCGCUCCCCGAAUGGCGUUUCAAGUGGGAGGACAAGAAGCGGAACAUCAUGUACAACUUCGCCAUCAAUGACAUCAUACGAAACACAGUUGACCAUUGUUCCGCCGAUGUCGUUUUAACACGCAAUGCAAUUUUGAAACAUGUUGUGAACCUGAAAUUAGCGGCAGCAUGUGGACCGAUCAAUCAGAUGUUAGGUCGAGACCCUCAAGGGGAAUUUCAGAAAUAUUUCGAUACUAGGGUGGGAGACAGUAUGGCUGUUGUAAACAACCCGAGAGAGGUGGUUGCUAUGUUGGACUGCAUAGAUUCCAUGGUGGAUGUGCUCGAAUAUCUACACGAAUCGGGACGAAAACGUCGAACAUACGUGCGACCGGAGCACGUCCCAUUUCUAGAGACAAGAUUCCGUGAUUUCGACGAAUAUCUCUCGUCACAAACUCCGGAAUCUUUUCUCCAGUACACGCGGUUAUAUCCAGAAGAAUUUGAGCAGUUAUUUGAGCAUCUUGGAGGUCGACUUCACCACGCCUCCACUCAUGCUGCUCCUAUUGGCGCCAGGCAGCGGUUAUGUAUUUAUCUAAGAUUUGUUGGAAAUGGUUUCAAUUUUACGAAUUUGUCCGAGGAGUUCAGUUGUGGAAAAGCCACCGUUUCUGCGAUAGUUUCCGAGGUUAUGGAAGCAAUUAUAGAGAGUGAAACACACAAUGCCUUUCCACCCAUCACAAGGCAGUAUCUGGAAAAGGUCGCUGAAAAGACCCAAGAACUCUACGACUACCCUCGAGCUGUUGGGUUUCUAGAUGGACGACAUGUUGCAAUUAAGAAACCUAACGGAGGAAUCGAGGAGUACCUGAACUAUAAAAACUUCCAGUCUAUAGUUCUGCUAGCGAUUUGUGACGCUGAUUACCGUUUCCUUCUUUUCGAUGUCGGAUUACCAGGAAAUCUCGGCGACGCCUCAGUAUUCAGGAGCUCAAGCAUUUUUACGUUCUUUAACGAAUGUGAUGACCUCUUUCCGGAAACUGCUGACCUCGGGAGUGUUGGCCCAGUACAAUAUCAUAUCCUCACAGAUGAUGGUCUAGGACAGGGUGUACGGUAUAUUGAACCGUUUCCGGGACGUUCAGCAGAUACUGGAAGUAAGCAGAGGUUCAACAAGAAGCAUGGAUGCGCUCGUCGAGUGAUUGACAUAGCUUUUGAAAUGUUGCAAAGACGAUUCGCUGUCCUUCAGAAGCCACUGCAACUGGAACCAAACAGAGGUGGAAGAUUAGUGACGUCCCUACUGAUCCUACACAAUCUCGUGGCAUACAAACAAGACGUAGCUGCUUACGUAGAACGGUAUCCAGCACCGACCGAGACUCUCGUUGGACUUCAACCGAUUCCUCAAGCCAGAGGGCCCGAACGGGCGCGGUUGGCAAGGGAGCGAAUUGUGCAGCAUUAUGAUAAUCUAUACGGUGUACUCAUGUAG
This is a messenger RNA of Necator americanus (New World hookworm), 2493 nucleotides long. RefSeq lists its product as uncharacterized. The coding region runs from base 1 to 2493 and encodes 830 amino acids. The record is from RefSeq and is a predicted model, not a curated record. The transcript has 18 exons. NCBI's taxonomy places the organism in Eukaryota, Metazoa, Nematoda, Chromadorea, Rhabditida, Ancylostomatidae.